AUGCAGUACGACGCAAAGCAGCGCGGCUAUUCAACGGCCGACAAGACGUCAUUUGCGUGGCAGACCGCUCGGGUCCGUUGGCCAGUGAUCAUCACCCAGGCCAUCGACGAUGUGUAUCGGUCUGUGCACCUGAGCAGCGACCCGGCCAAGGCGGAUGAGGGCAAGAAGAUUGUCGAGGAGCUUGCACAGCUGAAAUACGAGGUGCAGCAUGACCGACCACUAGUGCCGAUUUGCGAUGACGGAGAAUCAGAUGUGGCCGGCUACAACGCAGAGCUCGAGCAGCUCGGCCAGCCAUCGUGGCUCAGCCUGCCAUGGCUCUAUGCCGAGUGCUAUCUGUUUCGGCGCAUGAGCACCUCUUUCCGGCUGUCGACGCACUGGAGGGGCUACGAUGUAUUUGCGCGCCAGAAGAUCCGCACCUUUCGCUCGUCGAGGCCGGCAGUUCUGGAGCUUGCAGGCCGUUACGCGCAGCUGACACGACAGAUGGACAGCAAUAGCAGCAGCAGCAGCAGCAGCGACAACGCAGCCGAGGAAGCGCUCUUUGAAGAGAUGUGCGAGAUCUGCCUCUGGGGCAAUGCCACGGACCUCUCGCUGCUGACCAAUCUGACGUACGACGACAUCCAAAAGCUGCAGGGCUCUGAGGCCCGGCGCAAGGCCGAGGCCAACAUCCUAGUCAACGACCUGCCCAAGGUAUAUGCGGCCCUCAAGGCUGCCCGUGCCGCCAAGCCCAAGUCCGAGCGCCGCGUCGACAUUGUGCUCGACAACGCCGGCUUCGAGCUCUACGUCGACCUCAUCCUGGCCGGUUUCCUGCUGCGCGCCGGCCUGGCCACCGUCGUCGUGCUGCAUCCCAAGAACAUCCCCUGGUUUGUGUCGGACGUGCUGCCCAGCGACUUUGGCGCCCUGCUCAACGCUCUGGCCAACCCCAAGCCUUUCUUCGAGACGCCUUCCGACGAGGAGAUUCACCAGGAUCUGCCGGCCCCAGCCAAGCUGACCGACGCUGAGCUCCAGGACCUCGCCUUCCUCUUCCAGGAAUGGAGCAUGAUGUACGCCGAAGGCCAGGUCGUCCUGCGGCCCAACGUGUUCUGGACACUUCCUGGAAGCUAUUGGCGCCUGCCACACGACGCCCCAUCCUUGAUGACCGACCUGCAGUCGAGUGAGCUUGUCAUCUUCAAGGGCGACCUGAACUACCGGAAGCUCACUGCUGAUGCCGAAUGGGACCCGACAACACCAUUCACCGAAGCGAUCGGUCCUCUGGGUCCCGGGUCCGGAGUUAACGUGCUCGCGCUGCGGACUUGCAAAGCCGAUGUCGUGGUAGGCCUACCGGCAGGCAAGGACGAGGAGCUAAGGUUGGCCGAAGGUGGUGGCGGCGCAUCUGGGGCACGCGAGUGGGCCUGGAAUGGCAAGUGGGCAGUGGUGUCGUUUUCAGAGGGAAAGCAGUAG
Molecule: messenger RNA, 1437 nt
Organism: Grosmannia clavigera kw1407
Lineage: Eukaryota; Fungi; Ascomycota; Sordariomycetes; Ophiostomatales; Ophiostomataceae
Product: duf89 domain containing protein
Exons: 5
Coding region: 1-1437 (478 amino acids)
Biological process (GO): DNA damage response
Cellular component (GO): nucleus; cytoplasm
Molecular function (GO): phosphatase activity
Source: RefSeq, a predicted model, not a curated record